Messenger RNA from Colossoma macropomum (tambaqui), 7112 nucleotides. It is a transcript of the gene rps6ka4, whose product is annotated as ribosomal protein S6 kinase, polypeptide 4. Gene Ontology annotation, molecular function: ATP binding; magnesium ion binding; protein serine/threonine kinase activity. Bases 1032 to 3404 code for a protein of 790 amino acids. The record is from RefSeq and is a predicted model, not a curated record. Gene Ontology annotation, biological process: regulation of DNA-templated transcription; protein phosphorylation; intracellular signal transduction. NCBI's taxonomy places the organism in Eukaryota, Metazoa, Chordata, Actinopteri, Characiformes, Serrasalmidae. The transcript has 18 exons.
GACAUCGCCGUACGGGCAUAACGGACCCGCUCCGGCUUCCGUAGUUGAAGGAGUCCUCAGUUUAACUCCACUUUUCUCAUUUAUCGUUUUAUUUUAUUCCCACUCCUUAACAGGCGCAUAUUUUCAGCGUGAGUCACGUAAAAAAAAGAGCACGGGAAACACGGCGCCGGUGGCGACAUGCUAACUCAGGGCCUGCAAGACGGAGCUUUUAAUUUGACUGUCAAGGUGGAGAUCUAGCUAGCGAGUUUGCUAGCUUAAUGUUACCGUGUUAGCUCGUUAGCAGGGCUACGACAUAUUUAUUUAUUAUACAGGCCGGUUAAUGAACUCGCUGAAGAGUCGCUUGCUCGGCGAGGAGUCGUUUUUUGUCAGCAAGGCCGUGCUAAAGCGAAAGCUAACUUGGUCCGUUAAAAGUCCCGGAGAGACGGAAAGAGAUAGAGGGGGUCGCUGGUAGAUGCUCUCCGCUGCGGGUCACGGCUGUUGGGAGACCAGUUGCAUGUCAUUUAGCUGGUAGCUACAGAGUAAGAGAUACGGAAAUAGCAGUCCGCUCAGCCGACAUUGUAGCCGAAUAACAGGAGUUAUCAAGCGGCUGUUUGCUAAAGGCGAAGGUCGCUGUUUUGAAAGAGACUCACGACGCACGUUAGCAUUCAGUCAAAAAGGACCAUUUAUCAGACGAUUAUGUAUUUAGGUCGCUUAACUCCUGCAGCAAAAACACAUACAUUAGGGCUCGCUUAUGAAGAUUAGAGUCCACAGCAGGAUGUCAAAGGGAUUUGUGAGCUAAGGGAUUGCCAUCAAGUAGGAAAAUAAAAACCAAAACAAAGCGAAAGAGCUCCCAUUCAUGCCCGUCUCACAGCUGUGGUGCGGUUUGAAAUGUUCGGUUUGCCACUUGAAUGCUCUCCGUUCGGGCUGUAACGUUAGUUGUAGGCUGGGUUGCGUGAGCAGAAGUGUUGUGGACAUAGAUGCUUGGGAAAGCGGGAGGGAAACGUGUCCGAACAUCUGUAUUUGCGAAAACUUGGUGAAAUCGAGCAGCAGAAAUGCCUGGAGACGGUAGUGCUAGCAGUAGUAGUAGUAGCGAGGACUCGGACAGGGAGGCUCGGAAGAAAGUCUGCACCGUCAAACAUGAAAUCACGAAUGCAAACCUCACUGGAUACACAGAGAAAGUUGGCAUGGAGAAUUUCGAGCUUCUCAAAGUGCUUGGCACUGGAGCCUAUGGAAAGGUGUUCCUGGUCAGAAAGAUCAGUGGCCAUGAUGAAGGGAAGCUUUAUGCCAUGAAGGUUCUGAAGAAGGCCGCUAUCGUUCGGAGGGCGAAGACAGCGGAACAUACUCGGACAGAGAGGCAGGUUUUAGAGCACAUCCGGCAGUCGCCUUUCCUGGUUACCCUGCACUAUGCCUUUCAAACCCAGACCAAACUCCAUCUCAUUCUGGACUAUGUGAGCGGAGGGGAGAUGUUUACUCACCUGUACCAGCGAGAUCACUUCUCAGAAGAUGAGGUGAGAAUCUACAUUGGCGAGAUUGUCUUGGCUCUGGAGCAUCUGCAUAAGCUUGGCAUCGUGUACCGGGACAUUAAACUGGAAAACAUCCUCCUGGACAGCGAGGGCCACGUGGUGCUCACUGACUUUGGGCUGAGUAAGGAGUUUUUGGAGGAGGAGAAGGAGAGGACGUACUCAUUCUGUGGUACAAUCGAGUACAUGGCUCCAGAGAUCAUCAGAGGGAAGGCUGGCCACGGCAAGUCAGUGGACUGGUGGAGUUUAGGGAUUCUCAUGUUUGAGCUGUUGACAGGAGCGUCUCCUUUCACAUUGGAGGGCGAGAGGAACUCCCAAAGUGAGGUGUCAAAGCGUAUUCUGCGCUGUGAACCUCCGUUCCCUUCUCUGAUUGGGCCAGUGGCUCAGGACCUCAUCAGGAAGCUGCUGGUGAAAGACCCUCACAAGAGGCUGGGCUCUGGGCCCCGGGGGGCUGAGGACAUUAAAAGUCACCCUUUCUUCAAGGGUUUGAAUUGGGCUGAUCUGGAGCAAAAGAAGGUAGCAAGUCCAUUCAAGCCAGAACUCCGUAAUGAGCUAGAUGUGGGAAACUUUGCAGAGGAGUUCACGGGCAUGGAGCCGGUCUACUCUCCUGCCAGCACGCCUCCUAGCACGGACCGCCUCUUCCAGGGCUACUCAUUCGUGGCUCCCUCCAUCUUGUUCAAUAAGAACGCAGUGAUGGGAGAUGUUCUGGAUGCUCCAGUAAAUGUGGAACGACCUGGUUCAGCCACUGUUCAACGCAGCGCUAUGUUAAAGGAGUCUCAGUUCUUCCAGCAUUACGAGCUGUGUCUGCAAGGGCCGCCGCUGGGUGAGGGCAGUUUCUCCAUCUGCAGGAAGUGCCGGCACAAGCAGAGCGGCCAAGAAUAUGCUGUCAAAAUCAUCAGCCGCAGGAUGGAGGCCAUGACUCAGCGAGAAAUUGCAGCACUUCGGCAGUGCGAAUCUCAUCCAAACAUCGUUACUCUUCACGAGGUGUACACCGAUCAGUACCACACAUAUCUAGUGAUGGAAAUGUUGCGUGGAGGUGAGCUAUUGGAGCGCUUGAAGAGGAAGAAGCUGUUUGCUGAAGGAGAGGCCAGUCAGCUGAUGAAGAGCCUGGUGUCAGCAGUCAGCUUCAUGCAUGAGGCUGGAGUUGUACACCGAGACCUCAAACCAGAGAAUGUGCUGUUUGCAGAUGAGGCGGAGGACUCGGUGCUGAAGGUGAUCGAUUUUGGCUUUGCACGUUUGUUUCCUGCGGGCAGUGGUAGUGCUCCUCUGCAGACCCCAUGCUUCACACUGCAGUAUGCCGCUCCUGAGCUCUUCCACAGCUCCGGAUAUGAUCAGGCUUGUGACCUCUGGAGCCUGGGAGUCAUCCUGUACACCAUUCUCUCUGGACAAGUCCCAUUCCAAAGUGAGAAAAAAGGAAUGACCUCAUCCCACGCUGCCGACAUCAUGCACAAGAUCAAAGAAGGAGAUUUCUCAUUGGAUGGUGAUGCUUGGAAAGGCGUGUCUGAAGAGGCCAAAGAUCUAGUGAGGGGUCUGUUAACAGUGGACCCGGAGCGGCGACUGAAGUUGUCUGCUCUGAAAGAGAAUGCAUGGCUGCAGGGCGGUGGGGUUUCCUCCACUCCUCUCUGCACCCCCGAUGUCCUGGAGUCCAGUGGUCCCACUGUCCGCACCUACGUAAACGCCACCUUCAAGGCCUUUAACAGGGGCAAGCGGGAGGGCUUCUUCCUGAAAAGCGUGGACAAUGCGCCUUUGGCCAAACGCCGCAAGCUGAAAAUGACCAGCACGGGCAUGGAGACACGGCGCAGUUCUUCAUCCUCGUCCUCAUCCUCAUCCUCUUCCUCCUUGGCUUCCCACCCCAAGACACAGAGUCGCCAGACUUUCACCCCUAACAAUGACCCAAAACUGUGACCCUGUGGCUGAGAACCCUCCCUGGGCACCCUCCGACACGAUGUUGACCUUCUUGUUUGGAAGAAGAGGUCAGCAAAGAAAAGCAUUAGAUUUGUAUUGAAACAAAAAGAGACUGAAAAGAGGAUAUGCAGUGGUUACUGCUCUACAUGGAGUCCUGUAGGGAUAUAAGCUCAAGAUGGCUGAAGCAGACUGAUCAAUGAACAAAGUCAAUUGACUGAACACAAGAGGGCUCGAACACUCAUUAUAUGUGGAUCUAUGUGUGAGGAGGGGCCAUCAGUGACAAGAUCGAAUGGCAGUGCUUGGAUUAUUGGAGCCAGGUAAAGGUUAGGUCACUCUGACACAUGCUUUCUUUCCAUUUCACCACAGAGCUUGAUGAGUGAUCUGCAAUCUUCAGUGGACUCUGUGAUGUUUUCUUUGCAUGUGGGUGUGGGCACUGUCCGCGAGGUAUUUCUUUGUUUAUGAGGACAUUUUGAUACAACCUGAGCUUAUUUGAAAGAAUGUACGCAAUUUUGAAACGCUGCCUUGCGUAAUGGCACACAGAGACUCCAUUAAUAUUCUUUUUUAUUGACAUGAAAGGUUAGUUAUUUUUCAGUGGGGCAAAAAGAAAAAUAGGAAGGUGUCGGGGGGGUGAAAAAGCCAUGACAGAAAAGCCAUAUGGAAUAGAAGGGAACCAUUUUAGAAUAUCUAUAUUUAAAAAAACAAAAAAACAAAAGAUUCUCUAAAUGUACAGACCAACAUCUGCUGAGCACAGCUUUAUAUGAAUCAUAUCCAUAUAAAUUUUUAAAAAAUAGUAAUUGGUGAAUGUUACUGUCUUAAAACUUGUUGAAUGCCGAUAUAUGCAUGUUAUGCACAGGCUAUUUUGAACAAUUUCUUUUUAAAGGCCGAAUCACAUGCUCUAACGUAGACUUGGCAGUUAAUCAGCACGGAACUGUCAUCAACUGUUUAACUUCUCUGGUUCUGAAUCACGCUCAGUUGCUCGAUUGGUGCUACUGUACCAGGAGGUCAUCGACUUGUGGCUGUAUAAGUAAAGGUGCACUAGGUGGGAAUACAUGAGUAAUUGACAUUGGCAUUGAUGUUGUUGUUACUACAAGCUGUUGUGUGCUCCAGUUGUCUCUGUGUGCUGUUGAUCGAGUCCGUAGCAUUUGUAACGUUACGCAAACACGUUCGUAGCAUUUUUAUGAAUUUUACAAGAGCCUUGUGUGGCCCUUUUAUUAAAACAGGAACUAUAGUGAUGGGUUAGUUUGUGAAUCGGUGAUCUACAAUGAUCUUUUAACUAAAUUUAAAUAGAGAAAAUUCUACUUAUUGCACCUUUUAUGGCCUCCUGCUUUAGGAACAGUGUGAGCUCUGACUAACUGCCCAUGUAGAGCAACCAUGAGCUGCAUUUCGGCUCAAAACAGAGGCUUGGUGAUCCCCUUUAACAACCGUACUUGAACAAAUCUGCUUCCUUUUUUUUCCUUUUCUUUUUUUUAACGCUCUUCUCUUUUGUCCAUACUGCGGCUGUUCUGCCUGUGGUUGAACUCUACAGGCCACUGUCAGGGGAGUGUGAUGUACUGUAUGGCGCAGUAGGUUUCUAAGACCUACACCAGUGCUUUGAAUCUCCAAAGGGCUCCAACACGCUCGCACACGCACACUUGCACUCCUCAUCUGAGGUGUGUGUGAUCCAGCACUGUGAGAAGCAGAGUGAGAGUGACAACGGCAGUCUUUUACUUCCCCCUUUUCUUUUUCCCAAGGGGUGCCCGAUAUAUAUUAUUCGUCCAUUAAUGUAAAAAUUGCAGUAUUGGGUUUGAUCUGAUAUUCAAAUUACAUCAAUCAUCAGUUGAUGAAUUAGCACAUAUUGUGGAUAGCAUAGUGGAUAACACCAUAGCACAUACAGAAAAUUGGAGGUUUGAUUCCCCAUACAGGCAGGAACUGGACUGCUAUAGUUAUAAGUAUCGAAUAAGUUUUUUUUUUGUUACUCGCUCUUAGACUCCUAAGAUGACAUGGCUAGUAUUUCUGGCUAAGAAUGUCCGCGAAAUAAUAUAUAAAAAUGAUGUAAAAUUAAGCCUGUGCUUGGUAAAGGUUAACUGAGUUACCACUGUACCCCAAUCAUGGCCCUCCAAUAUAAAACUCAUUUACUGCCAGUUAAAAAAAAAAAGUUUCUGAUUUAUUGAUUUAUUUUCAUAAUGCAAACCAUACCAAAACACUAGUAUUCCCACAUGUUAACUCAACUUUGAUGAGAUUGUUCUAAAAAUGUGACUGUUGAGCUGCACUGGUUAAGUGCACUCAGGAGGCAGGGCGGGGCACUGUUUGCCAUCGCCACAGGCAGAUAUCAUGCUGUACAGAAAGCCGCUGUGCUACGAUGUAUGUUGUAGGAUAUUCUCAGACCUUUAGGUUUCAGACACCACACAGAUGCUUUGUGGGAAUUAAAAAAAAAAAAGGUAAAAGAAAGAAACAAAGAAAUUCAGAGUUUUGGUUGACCUGCUGUUAUAUUCCAUGUGAUUACUCGAAUAAGAGGAUUUUGUUACCUGCACAAGCCUAUGUAAAAUAACUCCAUAGCUCACAUCUGAUGUAGCUUUGUGAAGGGUACAUACAUAUAAUCAAUGUACCAUCCUAACCUGUGAAAUGCUCACUGUACUUCAAAUAUGAAUUAUUGUGUCAACUUAUUUGUAGAAAAAAAAAAUAUGGAUUAUGCUUACAGGCCACAUUAGUUGCUAAUUAUCAGUCAUCAUUAUCAGCCCAGAAAUUCUGUAUCGGUGCAUCCCUUUUUUGUUUUUAUCCCUAAUCCUCCCUUUGGCCCUCUGAGCGAGGGUGGAAAUUAUUUUUCUGGUACGUUUCUCAGGCUGAGUUCUCUGUAUCUAAGCUGAAUGUACUGGAGUGUCCUGAUCCCUCGACUCAUGCAGGAUUGCUGUGUGCAGACAGAGAUUCAAUAAUAGCAAAAAAUGAGCAGACAUGAAGACGUCGUAAUCUCCUCUACAGCACUGUGUAAUCAACCACAGUAUGCUCUCAUGAAAGAGCGGCAAGGCUGUAAUACGAAACUGGUCGCUGUGCUGUGGUCAAAUACACCAUUCUUGAUUUUUUAAUGCCAAAAUGAUCCUUUGGCAGACAUUUACGUUAUUAUCUUAGGUGGUAGUAUCUUUGUGUAGUGCACUUGGUUUGGAAGCAAGCAGCGUGCUGGAUGAAGCGUUAGCAGGCUGUGGCAGGGCCAGAGGAGGCAGCCACAUUAUUCAUUUUGGCUUUGGUGUUGCACACAGAGAAUGUGAAUGAGAAAUGGCUGGAAAUUGGACAAAGGCAAGUCAGAGAAAUCAGUCUCUCAGUGCAGCUUGGUUGUUGGAAUCAUAUAAAAUUGAGUUUUAAUUACUCUUGAGGGAUUUGGUUGAUGUGCUUUGCUUUGAACUUCUGAGAAUACAUGUUUUAAAUGUGAUGAAAAAUUGUGGGGUUACCAAAUGAUUUGGAGACUGGCGCAUUAAGGACGUUUUUGGUGUCUGUUUUUUGCGUGAUGAACACACUGAUAAUACACUUUAAUAUUUUAAUUUUUUUUUUUUUACUUGAUUAAACUGCUUAUUUGUUCCUGAUGUCGCACAAGUACAGGCUGUAACUGAUGAUGUUUCCAGCUUUAAAAAAGUUCAUAUCUUUGAUAUUUAUUACUUUUUAUUCUUCUUUUGGAUUACUGUUUUAUUAGGAGUAAUGGCUAUGGCUUCCUGCCUGCUUUAUUUGAUGUGUUUGUUUGUG